AUGGGGAACUCAAGACAAGUUUUGGUAACGUUCAUCUUAGUUUUGACCUUCAUCGAUGCAUCAUUGGGGUUCGACUAUGGGCAGGCCAUGGAUAAAAGUUUGUUAUUUUUCGAGGCACAAAGGUCUGGAAAGUUACCCAUGAAUCAACGAGUGAAAUGGCGCGGUGAUUCCGGUCUCCAUGAUGGCUACCAGCAGAGAGUAAACUUGAUCGGAGGGUAUUAUGAUGCUGGUGACCAUGUGAAGUUUGGGCUGCCAAUGGCGUAUAGUGUCACCAUGCUGUCAUGGGGUGCCAUCGAGUACGGCAGAAGUAUGAUGGAUCUUAACCAGAUGGGGCAUGUUUUGAAUGCCAUCAAAUGGGGUACUGACUACUUCAUAAAAGCUCAUUCAGAACCCAAUGUUCUUUGGGGACAGGUUGGUGAUGGGGACUCAGACCAUUACUGUUGGGAACGAGCUGAAGACAUGAGUACACCACGAACGGCUUAUAAAUUGGAUACUGAUCAUCCGGGUUCAGACCUUGCUGGUGAAACCGCGGCUGCUAUGGCAGCUGCUGCUAUAGCAUUUAGACCUUAUAACUCUUCUUACUCUGAUUUACUAUUGGUUCAUGCUAAACAGCUUUUUUGGUUUGCUGAUCGAUUUAGGGGACUGUUCACAGAUUCAAUCCCGAGUGCGAAAGAGUUCUAUACAUCAUCUGGUUACUCAGAUGAACUAUUGUGGGCUGCUACAUGGUUGUACCGAGCAACGAAGGAUGAGUCCUACUUGAAAUAUGUUGUGGAUAAUGCUGCAUCUAUGGGCGGUACUGGCUGGGCAGUGAAGGAAUUCUCUUGGGAUAACAAAUACGCCGGAGUCCAGAUCCUCUUGUCCAAGGUGUUAGUGGAUGGAGACGGUGGUGCCUAUACCGCAACACUGAAACAGUAUCAGGCAAAAGCUGAUUACUUUGCAUGUGCUUGUCAUCAAAAGAACGAUGGCUACAACGCACCUAUGACUCCUGGGGGAUUACUCUACAUGCACGAGUGGAACAACAUGCAAUAUGCAGCCUCGGCUGCAUUCCUGCUGGCUGUCUAUUCUGACUACCUCUCAGCAGCUAAGUCUGUCCUAACGUGUCCCGAUGCUAAAAUCCAACCUCAUGACCUUCUUGUCUUCGCUAGAUCUCAGGCUGAUUAUAUCCUAGGGAAAAAUCCAAAGUCAAUGAGUUACAUAGUCGGCUAUGGUCAAAACUACCCGAUUCAUGUGCACCAUAGGGGUGCAUCCAUUGCCUCUAAAUUUGUACUUCACUCAACUGUGGGUUGUGUACAAGGGUUUGAUGCAUGGUACCGCCGCCCUGAGGCUAAUCCAAACGUUAUCCAUGGUGGGCUUGUUGGUGGACCAGACAAAAAUGAUAAUUUUGAUGAUGAUCGGUCCAAUUAUGAACAAACAGAGCCUACACUUUCUGGGACUGCCCCUCUUAUAGGACUCUUCUCUAAGCUACAUAGCAUUGAUUCAAAGCCUGCAGCAGGACCAGCCCCAACAAAGGGACAAACCAAUUCAUCAGCAGCACCAGUGGAAUUCUUUCACACGAUAACAAAUUCGUGGACGGUAGGGACAGUCGCAUACUAUAGGCACAAGGUGACAAUCAAGAACCUCUCAGAAAAACCAAUCACGGAUUUAAAGUUGGACAUUGAAAACCUAUCAGGUUCGCUAUGGGGAUUAUCACCAACUCAAAAUAAGAACAUAUAUGAGCUUCCAGAAUGGGCUAAGGUAAUCCAACCCGGGUCUGAGUGCAGUUUUGUGUAUGUUCAAGGUGGCCCACAAGCAAAGGUCACAGUUCAAUCCUACCACUGA
Erigeron canadensis is the source of this 1818-nucleotide messenger RNA. Its product is annotated as endoglucanase 5. NCBI's taxonomy places the organism in Eukaryota, Viridiplantae, Streptophyta, Magnoliopsida, Asterales, Asteraceae. The transcript is spliced from 7 exons. Gene Ontology annotation, biological process: carbohydrate metabolic process. The coding region runs from base 1 to 1818 and encodes 605 amino acids. Gene Ontology annotation, molecular function: polysaccharide binding; hydrolase activity, hydrolyzing O-glycosyl compounds. The record is from RefSeq and is a predicted model, not a curated record.